Molecule: messenger RNA, 1251 nt
Organism: Olea europaea var. sylvestris
Lineage: Eukaryota; Viridiplantae; Streptophyta; Magnoliopsida; Lamiales; Oleaceae
Product: protein FAR1-RELATED SEQUENCE 3-like
Exons: 5
Coding region: 1-1251 (416 amino acids)
Biological process (GO): regulation of DNA-templated transcription
Source: RefSeq, a predicted model, not a curated record
AUGGAACGAGGAGAAAAUCCAUCAGACCUCUUCGAUAACAUCGAUGCCGACGACGGCGUGAUGGUGAACCCGACCCCGUUAUCUGCACCGUUCGUGGUUAACCCGAAACCCAAUUAUUGUAGAGAUGAAUAUGAAAUGGAAGGAGGCAACUCCGACGGUCGCAACAUCGAUUCUGGCAACAACAUGGGUAUUUUCGAAAUCCCUUCAUCCGAAGACAAUAAUCCGAAUGACAUGAGUUUUCGAGAAGGAACUGAUAUUAUUGUGCCUAUUGUUGGAAUAAAGUUCCAAGAUGAGAAUGAGGUGUUCGAAUUUUACAAGAACUACGCAUACCAAGUCAGAUUUUCGGUGAGGAAAAGAAAUUCAAGGAAGGGUGAGUAUGGGGUUGUGCAUUAUGUCACUUUCACAUGUAGUCAGGAGGGCCAUCGAACUAGUGGCUCAAAUUCAAUCCUAAAGCCUCAACCAACAAUACAAACAGGUUGUAAAGCAAGAUUGACAGCAUGUUCAGAAUUUAGUGGCGCAUGGCCCAUAGUUGAAGCUAGUGGUUAUGAAAAUAUUAUGUGCGUUGAGAAAGAUUGUAGAAAUUUCAUUGAUAAAGUCCGACGAUUAAGACUAAGUGAAGGAGAUGCUCUUGCAAUACAAGCUUAUUUUACGAAGAUACAAGCAACCAGUCUUGGUUUCUUCUUUAGCAUAGACUUGGAUGAUGAGGCUCGACUGUGGAACGUGUUCUGGGCAGAUAACAGGUGUAGGCAAGCGUGUGAGGAAUUCAGUGAUAUAGUUACAUUUGACACCACGUAUUUGACUAACAAGUAUGAGAUGCCUUUCUCUCCUUUUGUUCGGGUAAACCAUCAUGGACAAUCAACUCUGCUUGGAUGUGGCUUGCUCUCAAAUGAAGACACGAGGACCUUUGUAUGGCUAUUCGAAACUUGGCUUGAAUGUAUGCAUGCUCAAGCUCCAUGUGGGAUAAUUACAGAUCAAGACCGUGCUAUGCAAAAUGUGAUUGAAAUCGUAUCAUGUCUAAAUUUUCCUAUCUUGAGCAUCAAAUUUAAAGCAUCGGUUCAUUCAAUUGUUGAUCAGGGAACAUCUUGGGCCGAGAAAUAUCCAAAAAUUCGAACUCUUCUGUGUUGCAAGGUCCGACAUCGUGGCGCCGUGAUGCAUUUGUAUGCUGGCGUUGCUGUUUCUUUUUACUCUGGGAACUGUGGUGCCCAGCUUACUGCUGUAAAUUCUCUUUUUGUUGGGCACCGUGGCACCUAA